This is a messenger RNA of Guyanagaster necrorhizus, 1149 nucleotides long. RefSeq names its product FabD/lysophospholipase-like protein. Gene Ontology annotation, biological process: arachidonate metabolic process. The record is from RefSeq and is a predicted model, not a curated record. The transcript is spliced from 4 exons. NCBI's taxonomy places the organism in Eukaryota, Fungi, Basidiomycota, Agaricomycetes, Agaricales, Physalacriaceae. Gene Ontology annotation, cellular component: membrane. The coding region runs from base 42 to 1121 and encodes 359 amino acids.
CGAGCACCUUGAAAUUUCAGUCUAGAUUUUGCCGCGUUGCGAUGCUCGUUUCUCCGACUGCCAGUGAACCUCCUGUGAACUUGCUCUCACUUGACGGGGGAGGCAUACACGGCGCAUCCGGAAUUCUUGUUCUUCACGCGAUCAUGAAAGGCAUCAAGCGGCGUAAUGGACUCGACCGCAUACCCAAACCUUGCGAAUAUUUUCACCUUAUCGGUGGUUCCGGUACGGGGGGUGUGGUCGCAAUCAUGCUCGGACGACUAAAAAUGUCCACUAAGCAAGCCCUACGACGUUACAAUCAAAUUGCUUCAUGUGUAUUUAGGUGCUCGAACCAACGGCAUCUGAAAGAUGGAAGAUUCGAGGCAUCUGCACUGGAAAUGGAGGUGAAGAGCAUCGUCAAAGGAAGAAAGGAAGAUUACAAAGAGGAUGAGCUACUAAUCGAUCCCGAAUCGGGGAACGAUUCAAUGGGAAAUACUUUUUCCUGCGCAUUGAUGGGUGUCAGCAUAAAGUCCCCUCAGCGUCUCCGCACUUAUAGGGUACCUAAUGGAGGUCCAGUCUCCGACUGCACAAUCUGGGAAGCGGUCCGUGCGACCACCGCCACUCCAGCGUUGUUCAAGCCUAUCGAUAUCACAGGAGAUGGAAAUUACACACAUCGAUUCACUGGAACAAGCUUCGGAACCCACAAUCCUGCCAAAGAAGUGAGGGACGAAGCAAUGAUGUUGUAUGGAGGCAGCCGACGCGUUGGGGUUUUCGUCAGUAUCGGAAUGGGAAAACCAGUGAGCUAUGGAUUGCGAGAGACAGAAGGUAUGCAGAAGAUCUUUCGUUCGCAGCUCGUUAAAGUCUUGGCGAGUAUUGCGAUUGAUUGCGAUAAAGUUGCGGAUGAGCUCGCCAGACAAUACACCGAUAUUCCGGGUACGUACUUCAGGUUUAACGUUAGAUACGGGGCGGGAAGAGUUGACCUUGAUGAGUGGGAUAGUAUGGAUGAGGUGCUUGCCCAUGCAGACAAUUAUAUACAUGACCCGGAGGUUUUCAAGUCUGUUAAGGCUGUCGUAGCUUGUCUGUGCCAGGAAGCAUCACGUCAACGGAACUACCCUUCAUUAGCUACGAUAUGCAUGUCUUCGUAAAGAGGGAUAUUAAUAAAAUUAUGGUUUC